AUGACGACUGGAAUGGGUAUGUUGGCCACGGGAAACGCUAAGGCAAUCAUUGCUGGUGGUGUGGAACUUCUAUCAGAUGUUCCGAUUAGAUACAACCGAAAGGCGCGAAAAGCUAUGCUGAGCAUGCAGAAAGCGAAGGCGCUUGGCGACAAAGUGAAGCUUGGAACCGAAAUAGUGAAGAACAUGUUCAGCCCCGAACUACCAGCAGUAGCAGAGUAUUCUAGUGGAGAGACUAUGGGACACAGUGGGGAUCGACUUGCUGCAGCUUUCAAUGUUUCCAGGAGGUUAGUAAACUUGAUACUGUUCGUUAAUAGUGCUCAAUUUUUCUUUCGCGUUUUACUUGAUAUGCUUUCACAUUUUUUGAAAAAGCUCAGUAGUAGCCAUUGUAAGUAUUGA
This is a messenger RNA of Cylicostephanus goldi, 396 nucleotides long. NCBI's taxonomy places the organism in Eukaryota, Metazoa, Nematoda, Chromadorea, Rhabditida, Strongylidae. The record is from the annotation of a GenBank genome assembly.